This is a messenger RNA of Triticum dicoccoides, 781 nucleotides long. RefSeq names its product auxin-induced protein 15A-like. The coding region runs from base 243 to 539 and encodes 98 amino acids. Gene Ontology annotation, biological process: response to auxin. Lineage: Eukaryota; Viridiplantae; Streptophyta; Magnoliopsida; Poales; Poaceae. The record is from RefSeq and is a predicted model, not a curated record. The transcript has a single exon.
ACCACCACACAACUUGUUGCAGCGCACGCCAUGCUGCACGCUCAGCUCAGAUCAGCCCGCCUCUUGAUGAUUACCUCCGGUAGAGCAGAGCAGAGUAUCUCCACCCCGAUGCCGGAGCUAUAAAUACGGGGCUAGCCUCAGUUCCCACCACUCUUCACCAUUUCUCCAGUCUUCUCGUGCAACCGAAACAACAUACAAGCAGCUCAGUCUUGUUUGCUGGAAGCUCAGUGGGAAGGGGAUCAAUGGCGGGGAAGCUCUACCAGCUCAUGGCCAGGCUGCACCUGGCCAAGGGACGGGCGUCGGCGGACGUGCCCAAGGGCCACUUCGCGGUCUACGUCGGCAAGCAGCGGAAGCGGUUCGUCAUCCCGACGGCGUACCUGAGGCACCCGUCCUUCCUCGUGCUGCUCAAGCGGGUGGAGGACGAGUUCGGCUUCGACCACCGCGCCGGCGGCGGCCUCACCAUCCCCUGCUCAGAGGGCUACUUCGCCGACAUCGUCGGCGGCUGCUCAUCCUCCUCCCCACCAGUGGACUACCACUAGAUAUAUAGCAGCUCAUCCGACCACACCGGCGCCGGCGCAUGCAUCGGCCGGUCCAGACAUCGUUAUGAUCACUGCUGCUUAGAUUACUACAUUAGGACGGAUACAUUGUGUUAUUAGCUGAGGAUUAAUUCUUCUUGGAACUUGGCAUUAGUACUCAUCAAUGUACUGUUGCAUUUGCUUGAACCCUGUAAUCACUCGUCACAUUAAGGGAUAUGAGAAAGUCUGCUGCUCUCAUCUCAUCA